This is a messenger RNA of Parnassius mnemosyne (clouded apollo), 531 nucleotides long. The record is from the annotation of a GenBank genome assembly. NCBI's taxonomy places the organism in Eukaryota, Metazoa, Arthropoda, Insecta, Lepidoptera, Papilionidae.
AUGUCCAGAAUAACAUCUCGUCUUGAUGCUAAGAAAGUUAAUUCAGAAUUAUUAACGCUUACUUAUGGAGCUUUAGUAUCGCAAAUGUUAAAAGAAACAGAAAGCACUGACGAUGUAAAUAAACACUUGGAACGGAUCGGUUAUAAUAUGGGCGUACGACUGAUCGAAGAUUUUCUUGCUCGAACUUCUUCGAAUCGGUGUUUAGAGAUGAGGGAAACAGCUGAUAAGAUUCAGCAAGCUUUCAGAUUGUAUCUCAAUAUGCAACCAACAGUAACAAGUUGGAGCAGUUCGGGUGAUGAGUUUUCUUUAGUGUGGGACCAAUGUCCACUAAGUGAAUGGGUGGAGAUACCCAAUAACGGCCUUAAGUAUUGUGCCCUAAUACCAGGUGCUAUUCGUGGAGCUUUACAAAUGGUACAAUUGGAGGUACAAUGUUGGUUUGUACAGGACCAGUUGAAGGGUGAUGCAGUCACUGAGCUACGUGUUAAAUACAUCAAGCGAUUAGAAGAUGCUGUGCCUGCUGGCGAAGACUAA